AUGAACUCCCACGACCCGGCCGAGAGCUUGGAAGCGACCAACUCGUCUUCGUCUGCACCAGCCCCGGCAUCUACUCCCGUUCCUGCUCCCUCUUCGAAUACAAGCGCUGCUCGGAGCGAGUCUGUCGAGCGAUCCUACGGCCACCACCGCCAGACCUCCAUAGUCCACGGCUUCCAGCACUCGCGCAACCCAAGCCAUGUCUCGUCUACCGCUGCCAGUCCCAUAAGUCCCGGCAUCAUCCUCGCACAAGCACCAAAGGAUGGCCCGCCUCUGCGCCAGAGCCCUUCGUCCUCGACUUUGAACGCGCCCGCCGACCAGGUCCCCCUACGUCGUCUCGAGCGCAUGCAUAGCGGUCGCAUCAAGCGUGAGCACGAACCUCAUCUGCAUCACCACCACCACAAUCACCGCCAUCACCGCUCACGGUCGCGUCAACACCAUCAGCAAGAACCCACCACCGUCGGGGAAUAUGCCCUUCACCACCUGUUGAACGAGUUCAUCAGCGAAGCCAACGAGAAGAUCAACCGCUGUGUCUCGGAGCGUGACGAUGCUUUGAUCAGAGUUGAAGCUGUCUGUGGUCCUGGCGCCGACCAUGCCUUUGAUCAGCUGAUCAAGGCUCUCGGCCACAUCGUGCGCCCUCGUCCGAAGCCUCUGAUAGAUGCCCUCAUGAUCUGGCGCAAGUCAAAAAGCGACGAGCUUAGCCCAAUUCAUACUCAGUUGCAAGCUGCCCGUGCCCAAGCGACCAACAAUUCGUCUACUGCUCGUCGUACCGACUUGUCUCAGAUCAGUACAAACAGCAGUUCUGCCUCGCUACCUUCCCAUGCCGAUCCCGCCACCAUUGCUACUCUGGAACAAAACCUGCGUCAAGGCGAGCGGCGCUCGGCAAUCUCGGUCUACAUCCUCUGUCGUGUACUCAUGCAAGUAAUCUCCCAGUGUACACUGGCCGCCUUGACCAACGACAUUGCCGAGAGACUUGAGGAUGUCAUCUAUGGUCAGUUACGUAACUUUGACUCCGAGGCCCUAGCAUAUUCAGCCCUGAAACAAUCACAAUGGAACAUGUUCGGCCAGUUGUUGGGGGUCAUGGGCAACCUACGCUUUGACAAAGUUGCUGACCGCUAUGUUUCGGAUCUGGAGGUUGCUCAGAGACGCUUGUCAGUCAAAGGUAAUGCUGAUAGAGAUCUCGAGAACCGCACCGCUUUGCUUGUGCAUAGCAUGCGUUGGCUCAAGGUCCAGACGCAACCCCAAGCCGCAUGGGAUAAGUCUUGCGACCUGCUCAAUCUCCUAGCAGGGUUCUUUGCCGGUGUACAUGGCAAGCCGGUCAAGUAUGCAUAUUGCCAGCUCUUCGAGGAUCUGCUGCUGCCAGUCGCAAGCAGCGCGACCACCGAACUCAAUUCUCCAAAAUGGAGGCAGAUUUUGGAUAUCCUCAGAGUCAAACUGAACCAGCUUCUCGCAAAGCCUAAGCACUGGCCUCAGGCAUUCCCAAUCCUCGCUGUGACUAUUUGCGUGUCGCCCGCCGACGUUUUCCAGCAACAGUGGCUUACCACCACCCUCCAUCAGCUCCAGCCAAAGCUGAAGGAACGUACUACCAGGGGCCAUGCACUUAAAGCGUUGUGUCGCCUUGUUUGGGUAUACCUCUACAGAGCUCCCGAAACCCAGCUCGCUACUUUCAAAAAGCUCGAUGAUGUAAUUCGAAUGGUUUUCAUGACGGGCAGGAGGUCACUACUCUCGACCGAGCCGUCUAUUGCCGAUCCCCUAAUACAAUUGAUCCGCAUUAUCGGAUUCAAGCACCAAGAUCUCUGCUUUAGAUCCAUCAUUUUUCCAUUGAUGAAUGCAGAUGUUAUAAUUACUGGUAGAGACCGCCGGAUUGAGAAUCUUGACCCCGAGAAGAUGGUCAUCGCGAUUCGGGCAUUCCUUGCUAUCAUGUCGGAUCUCGAGAAGGGUGAGCGGCCUCCGUUCCCCGUUAGCUUUGAGUGCGAUACCCUCACGGAUCCUUUCUCGAGAUCGCCCAAUUCUCACAGGCGCUCGCUGUCUCAGAACCAAGCCCCCGUGAAUGGGGCCAAAGUCGAACGAUUGUCCAAGCCUGUCAUGACAGCUGGCUUUGGCGACGUCGCAAAGGAGUCAUAUGUCAAGUUCUGUAAAAUACUGGGUGAAAUUACCAUCAUCUGUGACGAGACCUUUGGUGGACAAAAGGUUCUGGAUGAGAAAUUCUCUGCUCAAUCUAUACCCAAGACGCCGAUGGCAGAUGCUUUCAGUUUCAGUCGAAGAGACGAGCUUUUCAAUUCACCCGAGGUUCGACAGAACUUCUACGAUCUCCUUCACGUUGCAGUGCAAGCACUUCCUCGGUGCUUGUCUCCUCAGAUUCCCCUGAAAAACCUCAUCAAUCUGCUAUGUACAGGAACUGCUCACGUACAAAACCACAUUGCCUCGUCAUCCGCACAAUCUCUCAAAUCCAUCGCACGACAGUCUCAUGCUCAACUGGUUACGAUUGGGUUUGCCCGUUUCAUAUUCAACUUCGAUGACCGGUACGCCACCGUUUCUGCUGGUAGUCUUCUAGGCCACGGUCAUAUCGAGAGUACUCUACGCCUCUAUGUUGAGUUGCUAGAAAUAUGGAUCGAGGAACUCAGGUCUCAGCCUCAAAUGGCAACACCAGAUCUUCAAGACGAUGAAUUCGCUCGCGGCAUGCCCUCUGACUUGAAUAGGUCAAGAGUGUUUGCUCAUGUUGACGAGAUCGAAUCGCACGGUCUGUUCUUCCUGUGCUCGCCGUCUCGUCAUGUUAGAGCAUAUGCCGUCAGAGUCCUUAGCCUGGUGACCAAGUUCGACACCGCUCUAGGUCAGCCCUCCACACGCAUCAUCAGUGUUCUAGAAGGGAGUUCACAACAAGUGAUUGACGUGAAUGAUGAAAAGCUUUCGCUAGCUGAACGCAGUCGUUUGCAGAAGGGGCUGAGGAAGAGCAACAUGAACAAUACUCUUGUGGAACUCUGUAGUAGUGAGACUGUCCACGACUUGGCUCUUUGGUCAAAAGCUUUUCCUAACCUGAUACGUCUGAGCUCACAAAUAUGUCCUCAAGCUGUACUCCUAACAAGAGACAUCGUCUGUGCUCGCCUCUCACAUGCCCAUAGAAUCAUCAGUACAUUAGCUGAAGGUCCCCGAGUCAACACAUACGCAGCUCUGGAAACCGCUUUCUCGCAACGCAUGGUUGGAAGAACUGCCUUUAGCCCCCCUGAAAUUACGAUCGAGCAAUGGAAGCUACAUCUGAUCUUUGCAUGCACAACCCUCACCAACACUGGUGGCUCACAACAGCCUGCUGCCCCAAGAGAGAGUUCUCAACACUCGCGCAAAGGUUCUAAGGCUUCUUCCAUCAGCCAAGAGAAGAUAGGGUCCGCAUACGAGCUUUUUGCAAAGGUCGUUCCUUUUUUGUCUGCCAUACACCCAGGCGUUCGAGAGGCAGCUGUCCAUGGGCUGGGCGCGAUCAACGCGAAUCUCUUCAGACCUUUGCUCGAAGCCCUUCAACCAUCAGUCUCCGUCUGCAGCGAAGAUGCUAAACAAUGGCUUACGAUCCACCAACGGUCGGUGAAUAGUCCUCGGCGAAGUAGACGGAGUGACUCUCUGCGUACCGAGCUCACUCACCUAUAUCAGCUAACGUCUCAUUGCCUGUUCGAAGCUGAGAUAUACAACGAGGAAUGGAUACUGCAAAAUCUCGUCAGUUUCACCAAAGACCUUCGAAUCUUUCUCAACGACGAAGAUGUACAAAACCAGUGGGACUUCCAGAAGUUACGUACUUAUUACUGUGGGCUCGUCGAGGUGUUGUAUGAAGGCAUUCAUAAGACCAAGGAUCCUAUACGUUGGAUGCCGUUCCACGCACGAAAAGCCGCCUUUUCAAUGAUGGAGGACUGGUGUGGUUUCUCACCUAACCAGACGCAAAUAAGACAGAAAGAGAAUCACAUGAGAAAGUCUAUACUGGAUCAAGAGCAAGAUUCUCGCAAUCGUGGAAACGUUACAGCGAAGCUCGAGAUCGAAAAGAAAGACCUGCGAACAGCAGCUCUCAGCGCCAUGGCAUCCCUCUGUGCGGGCCCGGUCAUGGUCUCUACUGACGGACAGAUCACCAUGCAAUUCGAUGUUCGCCGUAUGCUCAAAUGGGUAGAUGCCAUUUUCGAUUCAGCCAGUGAUAGAACACAUGCAACGGGCCGUCGGGCGUUGAAAAACCUGCUGCUUCACAACAGCGAGCACAGUUUUCUGCUGUCUCACUCGAUCGAAGAGUGCUAUCACGCCAAGAAUCCAAAGGCGCUUUUCAGCUACUUCACUGUUGCUACUCAAGUACUGACAGACGCGGUCGAUGAUAAGAUACCCUUUUGGAAGAUCUUGAGCGCCGCUUUGUACACUCUCGGCAACGAGAACAGUGAAAUCCGCAUGAAGUCUGCUCGCUUGCUGAGGACGCUCGAGGAACGUUUGGGCAAGAAUUCCAAGCUACAGGAUCUAGAUAUCAGUAUUUCGGACAAGACAACUGCGGUAUACAAGCUGGCCCAGUUCGAGAUCUCUCGCAGACUUGCCAAGCAGCAUGCAGACAUGGCAUUCCACGUCUUCUCGGAGUUCACGAGGUACUUUGGAGGCCUCGUACCGGAUCACCAACGCAACAUGGUCGCUGCUAUGCUACCUUGGAUUCAGACUGUCGAGCUUCAGUUGCUCCCGAGUGGGGGACCUACAGCGAGUUCGUAUAUGCUGAUGGUCAAUCUCUUUGAGAUCACGGCGCGCAGUAGUAGCGUCUUGCACAACGAGAUACAAGCUCUCUGGCAAGCCCUAGCCACUGGGCCAUACGGAGGCAACGUGCAGGUGGUUCUAGACUUCAUCAUCGCAAUAUGCCUGGACCGUAGGGAGCAGAACUUUGUCGACUAUGCCAAACAAAUCGUGGUUUUCCUUUCUACUACUGCCGCUGGCUUGAAGGUCAUCGAAUUCCUCCUGCUACAGAUCACACCCAAAGCGAUGAUUGCUGAAAAGCGGCCGCCACCGCCGAUACCUCAAGACUCGACAAACCUACCAUAUAUUGCGGACCUUGCGCAAGUAUUGCCGAUUGGCAAUCGACAAUCUGGACUGUCUCUUGGCCAGUUAGCGUUGAUGCUGCUUGUCGACCUCGUGGUUUCUCCUGUGCAGCUGCCCAAGAACAAGAUUCCCCUUCUGCUCCAAGUUGUGGUUGUCCAGUGGGAUCACUACACACCAUUAGUACAAGAUCAGGCGAGGGAGAUGCUGGUACAUAUGAUACACGAGCUUGUCAUCUCGCAGAUUGGCCCUGAGCACACAGGUCCGAGCAAGCAAGGCAUAGAAGAUCUGAUUGAGUCAAUCAGACAACACGAUCCCAAGGUUGAGUGGUCCUACGAGGAAACCGAUAACAAAGGCCCCAAUAGCAACUCGAAUGGUGUGCCUGAGCCUAUGGUCUUCAUCAUCGAAGAGGUAGUCAGAGUACUGAGCUUUUCGUACGACAAUGAAAGAACUGGCGACAACAUACGCAGGGACUGGGCUAGGAUGAGCCUUGUCUGGGCGACAACUUGUGCAGUGCGUCACGUAGCAUGUCGCUCGUUCCAAAUUUUCCGCUGUAUCAUCGAUUCGCUCGAUAGACAGAUGAUGGCAGACAUGCUCGCUCGUCUGACAAAUACUAUCGCCGAUGACGAGAACGAUUGUCUAACCUUUUCCCAGGAAAUCCUCAUCACGCUCAGGUGUAUCAUCAGCGCUCUUGAGCCUGAAGACUUGAUCAAGUAUCCACAACUGUUCUGGACUACAAGCGCCUGUCUAGACACUAUCUUCGAGCAGGAGUUUCAGGCAAGUCUUUCGAUGCUGGACCGACUCUUAGACAAACUCGACCUCAGUGAUCCUGCUGUGAUUAAACUUUUCAACGAGAACAAACCUGCAAAAUGGGAAGGUGACUUCGAAGGCCUUCAACCAUUGGUUUUCAAAGGGCUGAGAUCGAAUGUCUGUCUCGAUCGAUCGCUAGAAAUGCUCGAGAGAAUGAUCAAGCUGCCUUCCAGCAGUCUCAUUGGCGGCGACACUCGCCUACUCUUUACACUUCUCGCCAACCUACCUCGUUAUCUCCACUGUUAUGAAGAUGACAGCAACAAUCAAACGUGCUUUGAGUCCGCAGACUCGCUUGCUGGUGUAGCAGAAGCUCAGCAACUGCCUGACCUGGCUCACGCGCUGGACGGCUUCGCAAGACAACGAUAUCGCAAUGCAAACGACUUUUUGACACAAGUCGUCGCUGCGGCAAGAGCAGUUUGGUUCCCAGCUAUGGAAUACCAGAGCUUGAUCUUCCUCAUCGGUCUGCUCAACAACCAGACUCCGUGGUUUAGGGUCACUGUCAUGCAGCUAUUGUGUGUUCUCAUCCCUCAGAUCGACAUGAGAAGGGCAGAGAUCGUCUCACAAGGGCCAGAUCUGAUCUCACCUCUUUUGCGGUUGUUGCAAACCAGCUACUGCCAACAGGCUCUUGACGUGCUCGACAACAUCAUGUCUGUCACAGGCACGCCUCUUGACAACAAGCAUCUUCGCAUGAGCAUGGCAGGAUCACAUUCGACACGCGCGACACGCAAGGAGUAUGACAGCACCAAGAGUCUGUACGGUAUACCCGAAGAGUCCGGCUGGUCGAUACCGAUGCCAGCCAUUCAGGCCGAGAGGGCGAGGAAGAACGUCAUGGCUGUCUACUACACUUGUCUGGAUGCAGAUGGUACAGAGAUUACCAGCACACCUGACGUCGCAUUCGCCGACGAGCAGCAUCACGGGUCAUACUUCGAUCCCCGUGCCACAGCAAUGUCGGAUUCGAUACGUGCUGAUGGCAGUAUGAGCGAGUUGGUCCUCAAGCUUGACAGUUUGGACGAUUUCUUUGACGACCGAAAGACGACCACGACCAGAGAGAUGUCUCGGGGAUCGAUCGAAGAUCGCGAAAACAUUUACGAACAGCAGACUCUUCCCAUCCUGCACAAGUCACUCAAGCGCAACGCCUCUGUGACUUCGUUCCAGAACGGUUUCUCGGACACGAGGUUCGGUUUGGCUCGUGAACCGCUCGUCAUGAAUCCUGGUGCCUUCGCUUCCAACCCUGCCGUUGUUGCUACCAGGCCUGCCCUGCACGCGAGGUCGGUGACCUCACCUAUGGCCGCCAUACACCACAUGCCCCGUGUGAUCACGGAUUUGCAAUACGAAGAGGAUACUGCUGACGAACCCUUCUCGGACGACGACCUCUCGAUAUCGCGUAUGACAACGUCUGAUGAUGCCUUGUCAGUCCACAGCAGUAAUUCGCGGGCUCCCUCUGCAGCGGGGCUGCGAGCUGGAUUCCGAUCGGGGAUGAGAAGGCUAACAGGAGGAACCACCGAUCGUAGAGACAUCAAGGGCCUGGUGAAGCUCAGUCCGCAGGUGCCGCGGGUUCCGACAGUUUGGCUGAGCAACCCGAAGAGUUCAGAGCUUUAG
Messenger RNA from Aureobasidium namibiae CBS 147.97, 7437 nucleotides. Its product is annotated as cell morphogenesis protein-like protein. The transcript has a single exon. The coding region runs from base 1 to 7437 and encodes 2478 amino acids. Gene Ontology annotation, cellular component: cell cortex; site of polarized growth. The record is from RefSeq and is a predicted model, not a curated record. Lineage: Eukaryota; Fungi; Ascomycota; Dothideomycetes; Dothideales; Saccotheciaceae. Gene Ontology annotation, biological process: cell morphogenesis.